GGCGUGCGCAGCGGUCAGGAGCACUAUUGUUUAGGCGUUUCUUGUGUUCUAGAGAAGGACAGCGAGAUGCCAAAUGGCUUGAUAAGGAGGUUUGCAGUCGUAGACCCAGAGCACUAACUCGGUGUGAUUGUCAGGCGAAACUGGAGAUUAAACUGGAUCGAUCCCGGGGAGUCUGGUAUGUGCAAAAUUUUGUAGACGAGCACAACCAUCGCUUAGCUACGCAAGAUGAAGUUCCCUUCCCGUGGUUUCACCGGAAAAUGAAGGAUUUCCAGAAAACAGAGAUCAUGGCAAUGGAAGGAGUUGGAAUCCGUAAGCAUGUCAUCAUGGAUGUUCUUCAAUGCAGAUAUGGUGGAUAUGGUAAAGUCGGCAUCAUUAGGAAGGAUGCAUACAACUUCUCUUCUAGGUACAAGAGAUCAAGGAUAGCUGAUGGUGAUGCAAUGGCAGUGUUAGGUCUGAUGCAGAGUAGGCAGAAGGAUGAUCCUGAUUUUUAUUAUGGUUACCAAAUGGAUAGUGAUGGACACCUGAAGACCAUGUUUUGGUGUGAUAGCCAAUCUCGUAUGGACUAUCAAUCAUUUGGUGAUGUCGUCAUCUUUGAUAGUACUUACCGGAUGAACAGGUGCUUCUCUAGCGUAUAAUGUCAAUCUCGUAGCGGAUCAAUUCCAACAAGCCUUUCAAACUAGUACUUUUUGUAAUCGACUCUAUAGCUUCUUCAAUAAACGUCCCCAAUCACCAUCUGGCUAAAAUCUUGAUUCCUACGUAUGGAUGCUUGGUGCGUUUAUGAAAGCAAUGUGUCAGCAGAAGCCACAAUCCAUAAUCACUGAUGGUGACUACUCCAUGUUGAAAGCUAUCCGGCAUGUGCUAUCAGGUGUCAAUCAUCGCAUUUGUUCAUGGCAUGUGGAGGAAAAUCUGCCGAAGCAUCUUAGCAAAAAAGCCGUGGAAGCCUUCAGACCACUUAUAUAUUAUGGUAGUUCACCUGCCACCUUUGAGCAAAGGUGGAAUGCCUUCCUUGCAGAGCACCAAAGUGCUAAGAAUAGCCAUUGGUUAAGAAUGAUGCACAACAAUAAGAAAUUAUGGUCUGCAUCAUUUCAGUUUGAGAAGCUUUUCCUUGGUAUGAAAACGAACCAGAGAAGUGAAAGUCUCAAUUCUAGUCUUCACAGGCACCUAGACAGACAGAUGUCACUUCUUGACUUGGUUGAGCACUUAUGAAAAUUGUGUUUCCCGUCUUAGAGAAACCGAGGCUGGGUUAGAUUGUGGAGCUUCACAGUCAGUGCCUGUUCUGUUAACAUGUCACAAGGAGAUUGAAGAGGCUUGUUCAAAAGUU
This is a messenger RNA of Panicum virgatum (switchgrass), 1321 nucleotides long. RefSeq names its product protein FAR1-RELATED SEQUENCE 5-like. The transcript is spliced from 2 exons. The coding region runs from base 258 to 635 and encodes 125 amino acids. NCBI's taxonomy places the organism in Eukaryota, Viridiplantae, Streptophyta, Magnoliopsida, Poales, Poaceae. The record is from RefSeq and is a predicted model, not a curated record.